Messenger RNA from Zerene cesonia (dogface butterfly), 2630 nucleotides. RefSeq names its product insulin-like growth factor-binding protein complex acid labile subunit. The record is from RefSeq and is a predicted model, not a curated record. Lineage: Eukaryota; Metazoa; Arthropoda; Insecta; Lepidoptera; Pieridae. Bases 180 to 2417 code for a protein of 745 amino acids. The transcript has 3 exons. Gene Ontology annotation, molecular function: protein binding.
CGCUGGGUCAGCAUGCAUGUAUGAGAAAAUAAAUGUAUUCUAUACUCUUUGCUAGAUCAGUACAAUAUUGUCAGUCGUCAGGAGUGCACGUACAUCGUUUCGCUGCCAGCUCAUAUACAGUAAUAUGGGUGAGCUAACGAACUAAAUACUACACCGCUCAUACUAUCGACAAUAUCAGAAUGGCCCGUACAAUUAUCGUGUUCCUCAGCCUUUUGUUCCUUAAACACGGCCAAGGCUUCAACGGAGAUAGCUUCGAGCGGGAGUGCCCAGACGAAUGUGACUGCCACUACUUCAGGAUAAACUGGGUGACCGACUGUUCCGAAAGCAACUUAACCGAUGUACCCUACGACGAACUCAGUCUGAGCGUUUACAUUCUCGAUCUGAAUGGAAACAACAUCACUAGCCUCCAAUCAUUCCCGGGCGAUAUAAAGAUGAGAAGAUUGCAAAUUGCGAAUAAUAGACUGACAAGAAUCGAGCGGCAGGGAUUCAAAGGACUGGAGUAUCUAAUAGAUGUUGAUUUGUCCGGCAAUAACAUCACUUAUGUGGAGCCCGAGGCGUUCGUAGAUUCCCGUGGACUCUUAAAUGUGGAGCUUCAAGAUAAUCCGCUAGGAAAUACUGAUGGACCAUUUCUAAUAUCGAGCACGCUGCAAUAUUUGGACAUCAGCAAUUGUAACAUAUCCAUAAUAAAUCCACAAUUCUUCGACAACAUUACAUCGAUAACUACUCUCGAUCUAUCCAAUAACCCAUUGAUAUCUUUGGACGAUGGAGUAUUUGAUGACCUCACAAGUUUGGAGACCUUAAAAUUAAAUGAUUGCAAACUUAAGUAUUUGUCUGAGAACGUUUUCCUUGCACUUGUCAAUCUUAAAAAUCUAGAACUAGCAGGGAACUAUUUGACGGACACAAAUUGGCCAGAAGUGUUAGGAAGUCUAACGAGAUUAGAGUACCUGAAUUUAAGAAAGUCAAGUAUAACAUAUUUAUCGGAAGAUACAUUUUCGAAUUGCACAAAUUUGGUAACCCUAAUUUUAGCUGACAAUAAAUUGCUCGAUUUGGAUGUCGCUGCUACAUUGGGUAAUAGUGUCAAUCACUUGGAAUUGUUGGAUCUGUCCAAUUGCCACAUAAAAGGACCUAUUUCAGGCGAAGCAUUCGCUAACGCCACUAGAUUGAAAUCUCUUUAUUUAUCGGGUAAUCCUCUUUUCGCACCUGAUUUGAAAGAAGCUCUCGCGCCUUUGCCGAAACUUGAAAAACUAUUUUUAAGCAACUGCGGCCUUCGAAAUUUACCUGAUAAUUUUAAUGUGUUUGAAAAUCUCAUUGAAUUAGACAUUUCACAAAAUCCGCUUGUGAAUGUAUUUACGAGAUUACUCGCUCCAUUGGACAAAUUGGAGUACCUUAACAUGGGUUACAGUAAUCUGUCAUAUAUUGGACCUGAAACUUUUUCCCAUAUGACUUCUAUGAAAAGAUUAGUUCUAUCGGGUAAUGACUUGCUGUCUUUAGAGGCUGGCCUCUUUGGUAAUUUAACACAACUGACAACUUUGGAACUGGAAUUCUGUGGUUUAAAAAGACCACUGAACGCAAAUGCCUUCUUUAAAAAUCUUACAUAUAUGGAUUUACGAGAAAUAAAACUCGGUGGUAACCCACUAAUUAUUCCUGCAUCUGGGCCCCUCUUCCCAAAACAAUUAUCACAAGUUACUGUUCUCGAUCUUAGUAAUAGCAACAUAACCUCUUUAACUCCCGACGCUUUUAAAAAUACAGAGAAUAUAACCGACUUGAACUUGGCUGGUAAUAAAAUAAGGUCGGAAGAAGGAAGUUUGGCGUUUUUGGACAGGCUGAACCAUUUAGAGAAAAUCAACCUAAGCAACAACAAUUUGACGUCAAUUGAUCCACAGUUAUUCUCGAAUAAUCCGAAGCUUCAUUCCCUCAAUCUUAUCGGGAAUCCGUUUAUUUGUGAUUGCAAGAUCGCCGAAAUGUGGGACUGGGCAAACAUGAUUAAAGGUGAUUUGGACGUUUUAAUUGGAGCUAAGAGCGCUGAAAAAGAUAUAAUAGUAAAAGGUAAUAAAAAGAAGAGAAAUCUUUACUGUCGUUACAAUGAACUUCGAAACAUUACAAUAACAGCAAAUAAAACAGUGCCAGGUCGUAGACCGUUUGCUAAACCUAGAGAACUUACAUACGCUAAUAGAACAUGGGCAAAAUACGUCAGAGAAUCAGGUUGUGAGCCUGUGGUAAAAAUUCUGAGGCCGGUGGCUCUGGUAGCUGAUUUAAUUACCACUGAAAACAAUCAAUUUGCUCUGUCUACCACGGCGAUGAUUUUAGCCGUUCUAGCUUUAACACUCGGUGCAGCGACGGUGGUUAUGACUUGGAGAUUAUUCCGCAAGCAUCAAAUUCCUGAAAUUGAUACAGAGGAUAAUAGAAAACAGAGAUAACAAAGCGUCAAAAAAUAUCAAUAAACACUUUUUUAUUAUUUUAAUACGUGAUUUAUUGAGAAACUGUAUUUCAAUGUGAUUUUCAUAACAUUACAACUAGUCAAAUAAAAAAAUACUAUUUUCAUAGAUCCUCUUGUAAGUUAGUAGAGUUGAUUUAGCCGUAAGUUUGUGUCAGUAUUUUGUUUGUAAUAAAGACUAAUUUAAAUUAACAAA